Chrysoperla carnea is the source of this 2218-nucleotide messenger RNA. Its product is annotated as zinc finger protein 2-like. The transcript is spliced from 6 exons. Lineage: Eukaryota; Metazoa; Arthropoda; Insecta; Neuroptera; Chrysopidae. Bases 1 to 1578 code for a protein of 525 amino acids. The record is from RefSeq and is a predicted model, not a curated record.
AUGAAUCAAUUUACAAUUGAUAUUAAAUCUAUGCUACAAUUUUGUACAACUAUACAGUUGAAAUGUCCAGUCAUUAAUGUUACGAAAGAACCAAAUUUAAAUUUCAUGAAUAUUCCCUAUUAUGAACAACAACAAGUACAAGAUGAUAAAAAAGAUUUUAAUAUUUAUGAAGGAGUUGGAGUGGGUGGUGGUGGAGCUGGGGAACCAUCAUCAACUAAACAUGAUAAUAAUGGUGAUGAUGUUGUUGAAGAUUUAAAUGAAUUGAAUAAUGAUUAUAAUGAUAAUAAUACAGAUAAUACAGAUAGUAGUACAGAUAGUAGUGAUAAUGGUGAUAAUGAUUUUAAUGAUCAAGAAUUUGAACAAGAAACUGAAGAAACGUUAUAUGAUAAUAAAAAUAAUAAGUUAUCGAAACGUGCUGAGCAAAUACAAUGGUUACAAACAUUAAGUUCUGAUAAAUGUAAUAUUACAAAAUUAUUAUGUUUAAUUUGUAAUAAAACGUUAGCUCACAUCGGAUCAUUAGCCAGGCACAUGGAAAUACAUGAAACAAAUCGAAAAUAUGUAGCGGAAUGUACACAAUGUAACAAAGGAUUCUACGAUCAAACGAAUUAUUUAAAACAUUUAGAACGACAUACGGGCCAAGUACAAAAACAUAAAUGCACACAUUGUGAUAAAGAAUUUUAUGAAUUAAGUAAAUUAUCAACACAUUUAAAGAAUACACAUAAAUUAUCAUCCGAAUAUAAAUGUAAAGAAUGUAAUAAAGAAUACAUAUUAAAAGAACAAUAUACAACACAUAUACAAACAAAACAUUAUAAUAUUAAACGAUAUAAAUGUACAAAAUGUCCAAAACAAUAUCAUUUACAACAUCGUUUACAAAAACAUAUUAAGAAUACACAUGAGAAAAUUUAUUUAUGUCAAAUAUGUGAUAAACAAUAUAAAUCACAUACAUCGUUAAAGAAUCAUACCGAUCGUUAUCAUCCGAAAUCAAUUGAUAAACAAUCGAAUUUAUUAAAAAAAUCAUGUCAUAUUUGUGGUAAAAUUGUUUUACAUAUGAAGAGACAUAUGUUAGUACAUAAUGCUGCCCGUACAUUUCAAUGUACAAAGUGUACAAAAUCAUUUUUAUUCAACAGUGAUUUAGUAGCACACAUUAAACGUGUUCAUGAUGCUGCUAACAAUCAAGAUGGUGCAUCGAAUGCCACCCUUCUACCAUAUUUAUGUAAUAUUUGUGGUAAACGUCGACAAUCACAAUCAGCGUUACAACAACACAUUAUUCAUGCGCAUACAACGGAGAAAACGAAAUUAUGCACAAUAUGUAAUAAAUAUUAUAAAACUGAUUCAGCAUUACAUCGACAUAUUCGAUUUUCACAUAAGAAUGAUCGUCGUUUUAAGUGUACAGUGUGUACUAAAGUAUUUUAUACGAAUGCUAUGUUACGUAUUCAUAUGCGUACUCACACCGGGGAACGUCCGUAUCAAUGUGUGAUCUGUUCGAAAUCGUUUGUACAAAGUUGUACGUUAAAAACACACAUGAAAGUGCAUAAAGGAGCUGAUGAUCAACAAUAUCACACUAGUAACACCGCGUAAUCAAUCAAAUACUUAAGAGUCUACUAUCAUACGGAUCCAAACUGUCAUAAGGGGGGGGGGGGGUGUAUUUAAACUUUUGUUUAUCAUAUUAGGUCAUAAAGUGUCAAUAAAAACAAGAAACUCUUUUUUCGAGUAAAAGAACAUUUUAUUCAACCGGUCAAAAUGUGAUAUUUAGUCACUAUUCUUCAUACUUCAGUAAACGAGACUUAAACCUCAUCGAUCUUCAGACAUUGUGGACCUAAAGUAUGUUUUGUGAUGACGGAAAGUUGAAAAGAAGCGUUCAUUCAUCGCUGUGGUCACAGACAAAACUGCUAGAACACGAAUAAUUUAGUAGACAUUUUGAAACGCAUUUUCAUUGCAAAUAUCGAGUGCUUGGAGUGAAUUUUUAACGUCCUAUUCGGCAAUGUUCAUUGUAAAAAAUUUUGAAUAAAAUAGCUAGCUUUCGAUGUGUUUUAUCGAAUUGGCGUUUGUUUGACGGCGAAAUAUAAUGAAAAAUGUCCAACACGCGUAUAAGUUGACGUCAAUUCAACAACUGUUGUGUUCAAUAGUACAUCGCCUUUUUGGAUGGAAAGAAGUUAAGCAAAAAAGAAACCAUUAGAGAAAUAUGAAGAGUGAAUAAUUAUUAAUAUUGAUUUGAACU